GAACUGCUAUAACCCCUUUUCAUUCAAAAAAAACUUCUCCUUCUCCUCCUUUAUCCUCGCACCAUGGCCUCGACAAUCGCCUCCUCUGCUACACCGCAGCUCCGCAUGUCAGCCACGAAGAAUCGCCGCAAAGCUCCAGACCUACGAAAUGAUGAACCCUCAGUGCGAAUCCCGCCUCCAGAGACUUCUUCUAUCGAGGACCAUUUCUUCUGGACCUACACGGAGGAGCCGCACCGUUCACGACGGCAAGCAAUCAUCAAAGCACACCCAGAAGUAACCAAGCUCUGCGGACCAGAGCCGUUAACCAAAUACGUGGUGCUGGGCGUUGUUUCCCUCCAGAUAUGCUGCGCAUACCUUCUCCGCGAAACGUCCUUCUUCUCCUGGCGGUUCUGGUUAACGGCGUACGUGAUCGGAGCCACUUCGAACCAAAACCUCUUCCUUGCCAUCCAUGAAAUAUCACAUAACCUCGCUUUCCGGUCACCUAUGGCAAAUAGGCUCCUGGCUAUCUUUGCCAAUCUUCCCAUUGGAUUGCCCUACAGCGCCGCUUUCAGGCCCUACCAUCUCACCCACCACAAAUCCCUCGGCGUCGCUGGCCUCGACACCGAUCUUCCUACAGCCUUCGAAGCCUUCGUACUCGACUCUCUCCUCGGCAAAGCCUUCUUUUGCACCUUCCAAAUCUUCUUCUAUGCUGUCCGCCCCAUGUUUAUCUACAGUCCGCCCUUCACAAUAAUUCACCUCAUAAACCUCUUCGUCCAAUUCUCCUUCAACUACAUACUCACAAAGAUCUGCAACGGCUCCCUCAACCCACUCCUCUACCUCCUUCUCAGCUCCUUCCUCGCGGGUUCCCUCCACCCCUGCGCAGGCCACUUCAUCGCCGAGCACUACUUUUUUUCAAAUGUAGACCAUGGCACAGAAUCACUCCGGGAACUGAAGGGGGAAAAGGGCGAAAAACAUCCUCUCACCUCCCUUCCGCCUCCGGAAACGUACUCAUAUUACGGCCCGCUUAACAUUCUCACCUACAACGUUGGUCUGCACAAUGAGCACCACGAUUUCCCCGCUAUUCCGUGGACAAAACUUCAUACCCUCCACCGAAUUGCUAGCGAGUUUUACGAGCCUUUACCCUGCCACCGGAGCUGGGUCUGGGUUAUUUGGACCUUUAUCCUAGAUGAGAAUGUCGGUCCGUGGUGCCGUGUUAAGAGGGCACAAGGUGGUCGUCUUGUGGGAGGUGGUGAUGCCACCGGUCGUGCAGGAGAGGGAAUUUCCGCUGGGCCCGACGAGGCAAAUGAUGAUGGGUGGAAAGAGAGCGAGAUUCAGAAUUGAUCUGGUUUAAAUAGGUCUACCCAUAUAUGUAGCUUAGGCAGAUUUUCGCUAUCUUUCUAUUCCUCUCUAUUGGAUCGAUUCGGAUGAUAACUGGGUAAUCGCAUAUCUUUGCGCACUUCGGUAUGUACGCUAUGGAUGCUUGCAGUAUCGGAGAUAAUGAUUUCCUAUCAUCCAUAUGAUAUAUAGUCUGCACACCCUAAAUACUACAAC
Aspergillus nidulans FGSC A4 is the source of this 1530-nucleotide messenger RNA. RefSeq names its product sphingolipid delta(4)-desaturase family protein. Gene Ontology annotation, biological process: sphingolipid biosynthetic process; sphingolipid metabolic process; sphingosine biosynthetic process. Gene Ontology annotation, cellular component: membrane. The record is from RefSeq and is a predicted model, not a curated record. The transcript is spliced from 3 exons. The coding region runs from base 64 to 1320 and encodes 418 amino acids. Gene Ontology annotation, molecular function: sphingolipid delta-4 desaturase activity; catalytic activity. NCBI's taxonomy places the organism in Eukaryota, Fungi, Ascomycota, Eurotiomycetes, Eurotiales, Aspergillaceae.